AUGUACAAAAAUUGUAAAGAAGACACUCGAAACCUUUUACAAUAUCCUAAAAGAUUUUUAGCUACAGACGUUAAAAAAGGUUUAAACGUGCUAUUUUUUGGUACUGACAAUUUUUCUCUACCAAGUUUAAAGAUAUUGCAUAAAAAUAGUUCUACAGAUAUAAUAAAUCAGCUAGGCACAGUGACAUCUUUUAAAAAUCCCGCAAAUUGUGUACGCUUAUUUGCAAGCCAACAAAAUAUAGCUUUGCACCGUUGGCCGGUUGAAGCAGAGUUGUGCCAUAAUUAUGAUCUUGGUGUGGUGGUAUCGUUUGGACAUUUAAUUCCACAAAAAUUAAUUGAAUCAUUUCCUUUAGGCAUGAUAAAUGUGCAUGCUAGCCUACUACCGCGUUGGCGAGGUGCUGCGCCCAUUAUUUAUGCUAUUAUGAAUGGUGAUCAAAAGACUGGCGUAUCUAUUAUGAAGAUAGAACCAAAGCAUUUUGAUAUAGGCGAUAUUUUGGCGCAACGUGAAAUCAAUAUAAGACCAAACGUAUAUAUGUCUGAACUCUACGUGGAGUUGAUAUUUGGUAAGAUCUUAAUAACUGUAGAGUGA
This is a messenger RNA of Teleopsis dalmanni, 588 nucleotides long. Its product is annotated as methionyl-tRNA formyltransferase, mitochondrial-like. Gene Ontology annotation, molecular function: methionyl-tRNA formyltransferase activity. NCBI's taxonomy places the organism in Eukaryota, Metazoa, Arthropoda, Insecta, Diptera, Diopsidae. The record is from RefSeq and is a predicted model, not a curated record. The transcript has 6 exons. Bases 1 to 588 code for a protein of 195 amino acids. Gene Ontology annotation, biological process: conversion of methionyl-tRNA to N-formyl-methionyl-tRNA; biosynthetic process. Gene Ontology annotation, cellular component: mitochondrion.